Molecule: messenger RNA, 4288 nt
Organism: Saccostrea echinata
Lineage: Eukaryota; Metazoa; Mollusca; Bivalvia; Ostreida; Ostreidae
Product: tripartite motif-containing protein 3-like
Exons: 6
Coding region: 367-2397 (676 amino acids)
Biological process (GO): protein polyubiquitination; proteasome-mediated ubiquitin-dependent protein catabolic process; negative regulation of translation
Molecular function (GO): translation repressor activity; protein binding; ubiquitin protein ligase activity
Source: RefSeq, a predicted model, not a curated record
GUCAUUGGGAUUAAAGAGAAAGUAGACUGGGGAAGAAAAUUGCAUAACUUUGCUGAGGGCGUAUUGACAGACAAACAUCAGAUCAACAGCUUUCAGCCUUGUGUCAGUUCAAUGAUUGCUUGUUGGUGGUGGCGUGAGGAAUUGCAGAGCAGAGAACUUCCUCGCAAAAAAUCAGAAUAAUCCAGCCAUCAGCUGAUUUCAAGAUAUUAAAGAUAACGAAAUUUUCAGAAGAUUAAGGACACACAACAUUAAGGAGAUUUGAGGCAUGGAGACCAGACUGACUAAGGAAUAGCCCAAUGAGGCCCAAUAUUCAAUGGACUCUAAUCUACAUCUGUUAUAGGAAGUCACCUUGGGUUUCUGACAGAUAUGAUGUCACAAACUCUGGUGGAGACAGUGUCCAUAAAUUAUGAAGAUUUUAACGACAGCUUCCUGACUUGUGGCACAUGUCUUUGUAUCUAUGACGCAGUGGAACAUUCACCCAAACUUCUGCCAUGUUCCCAUACCGUUUGUAAGAAUUGCCUAGAGAGGAUCGUUGAAGCACAAGUCCAUGACACUGGCUAUUUCCGAUGUCCAAUCUGUCGAGAACACAUUGGCAUUCCUCGAGGCGGUGUUGUAGCAUUUCCUCCUAGUUACAUUGUGAAUCAGCUGUUAGAUUUGAUGCAGCAACAGCGUCGUGACGUCAUACCCAAGUGCUCAACACAUUCCAACCAGGAGCUGCUCUUCUGUGAGACCUGUGAUUCCGUAUUUUGUACCCAGUGUAGUGGGGGUCAGCAUAACGGGGCAGGGGCUAGUCAACACACUGUGAUUCCAUUCUCCAUUGCCAUUAAAAGGAUGUCGGAAAUACUGCUGUAUAAGGCGCAUCUGUGUAUCAAAAAUCUUAACCAUGCAUAUGACAAUGUUUCUGCUGAAAUGCAACUUUUAGAAAACUCUGUAGAAAAAACUGUAGAAUCUAUAAACAGAUCAUUCCAAGAUAUUAUAGCCAUGGUGGACAAACGAAGGCAUGACUGCCUACAGUGGGUGCGCAAAAUACGAGAAGACAAGCGCAAGAUUUUGCGUGAACAGCUGGAUUUGAUCCAGGCUGAAAAAGACAGGGUACAGAGUGAUUGUGAUGGACUUCAGUUCCAAGUAGAGGUCCGAAACAUUACAAAGAAAAUUGGGGAUCUCAAUGAGAAGCUUGAUGCAACAAAUACUUUAUCAGAACCACGAGAAAAUUCUUUCAUGAAAUAUGAGUUCAAGCACAAUAGUUCAAUGAGGGAAAUUAGCAAGGCUUUGAAUGAGUUUGGUAAAAUUAACACUAGCACAACCUUCCCUGCUUUAUGUUCAGCAAAAACAGGAGAGGCUAUUACUCACCUCAAGUCCUCCAUGAUUAUCAACACAGUGGAUUACCAUGGUAACCCCAGAACAAGUGGUUCUGACCCAGUUUGUACAGAAGUGCGUACAGAAAAGGGAGAACUUGUGGAAUCAAAAGUUCGGGAUAGAGAUGAUGGUUCAUAUGAAGUGCAGUAUGUUCCACCAAGGCCAGGAAAGGUGAAAAUUUUUGUCAGUAUUUUUAACCGACCAAUCAAAGGAAGUCCAUAUGCGGUUGAUGUAUCGGAUCACAUAAAUCCAGUAUGGAAGUUAGGAUCUCGGGGAAAGGGUGAGGAGAAUUUUGUUCAGCCGGUGAGAGUAGUGAUGGACAGUGAAGAGACUCUGUUUGUUUCUGAUACGGGUAACAGUAGAAUCAAAGUCAUUAGCAGUUCUGGUGAGGUCAUCAGACAUAUUGGCCCUGUGGGCCUCGAGAAUCAGGGAGGAACUGGUCUGGCCUUGACCCCAGAAGGCAAUAUAGCAGUUGUCAACUGGAGGACCAGGACUGUCUCCAUAGUGACCAAAGAGGGCGAGCUAGUCAACAAAUUCACUUGCUCCGAUUUUCAGGAGCCAACUGAAAUUGCCGUCAACAGUAGAGGGGAAAUCAUAGUAGCAGAUCAUGGUGCCAACAAAAUGUUCAUGUUUGAUGCCAAUGGUAAGCCCCUUACUACGUUUGGAGGGAAAGGAGAAAAAGAUGGACAAUUUAAGCUUAUUUGUGCCAUAGCUGUAGGCAAAUGUGAUGAAAUACUAGUCGCUGACCACAGAAUACAAAUUUUUAGCAGAGAUGGCAAAUUUUCUCGCUCAAUUCCAGACCAAAAGAAAGGGCAAUACAGUGGCCUAGUGGUGGAUGCUGGCGGUCACAUUUUGGCCACAAAAAUUGAAAAGGGAAAGAGUUUUGUGCAAGUCAUGAACUCGAGUGGAAAGGUGAUGUUCUGUAUAGACAGCAACAGUGAUCGAUUGAAGCGCCCAAGUGGCCUGGCAACGUCACCAGAUCACCAUGUGUAUGUCGUUGAUCUUGGCAAUGACUGUCUAAAGAAAUAUCGUUACAGAUAGACAACCUCUUCUACAAGAUGACAAAAAUACUAGCCCUAAAUAUACUGUGGAACAGUUCAUGUGACCAAGCAAUCAGCAUCAUGUGAUUUAAUAGUGAAAUCCAUUCCUACAUCAGGAAGCAACCAAAAACCAACCUAGAGGAGAAAACCAGUGCAAUGAUGUUAUAUUUCUCAGAUACUCAAGACACCGUGUGCAAGGCUGAAAGUGAUAGUUCAUGUGAUACAUAGACUUCUAUGAAACACAGUCUUACAUGGUUCAUCCCAAUAUGCACAUACUUUUAUUUUGAUAUAUGGAUAUGAUAUGACAACAUAUGAAAUGUUGCAGAUAGCAUGCCCUAUAAAUUUUUGAGCUGUAUUAUUGGCCAAUAAGCAAUUACAGUAAUUACUGAAAAUGAAGAAUCGUAAAAUUACAAGGUAUCCUGAACUCGGACUACUUCGUACAAUGUUAAUGUUCACAUUUUGUGUACUUGAAAGCGUUAUUGACAAUCAGCCAUGUAUUAUGCAUUGACCUGAAAGUUAGAUGUAGGACUGUUCUGUCAGCCGUCACCUGUCAUCAUCCUUUCCAUCAAGCUUAUUCUGAGUACCUACAAACUUCUAAUGUCACCACCUCCUAUUCUGUAGAGUGUGUAUAUAUACAUGCAUUGUUGUUUGAGGAGUGAGACUGUUUUUUAAAACCUUGAGCUCUGUUUAAGAUAUGUAGAUUUUUCUCAUCUUUUCAAAUUGAUGUGAUGUUUACAUAUUUUUUUUAGGUGAAUUUUUUUUUGGCAUGACUGUUUUAAUACUAUGGGGUAAAAGCUGCUUGCUGAGGUGUUAAAUCUCACACUGCUGUCAAUGUAAGAAUCUCAAAAAUCAACUUUGUCCAUUUUACCUCUUAAGAAUGAGAGAUGUGGAAUGUCUGUGUUAAACUGAUUUUGAUAUUUCCUUCAUUUGUGGACUGUGUUAACCUGGUUAAUUUGAAGGGGGUAACUUUGGAAUGUAUGAAUCAGGUCAAUAUGUGCCAACUUAUGAGCUCCUUAAGUAUACAUGCACAGUUGUAUUUUGGUUUCUUUUGUAUAUCUGGGAAAAAAUGUUUAAUUAGCAUUUCUAUUCAUUGGAUAAUUUUAGGCUAUGGAAAAAAAUAUUGUGAUAAGAGAUAUCUUAGAGUUAAAUUAAUUUCUCAUGAUAUUCAUGAAAGUCAAAUGAUAAUAUAGUCGUCAAGAAAGAUAACUCUGUCAGAGUUUUAAAUUUGGUAGUUGUAGAAAACAACAGACUUUAGAAAUUAUUUAUUAUUGUUAAUAUAAUAGCAAUGUUAUGACAAUUUAUACCACACACAAUGGCCAUUGAGUACCAUGACAGCAGAUGACCAUGUAGAUUUAGAUGAUACACAAAUGUUCCUCCGUCUAGAGCUAAAAGGGGAAAAAAACUUCUUUGCAUGUUGUUUUUAGUAUUUUGUAAUUUUUUUUUGAAAUUGUAUUUUUCAAUUGUUAAACUUUUACCAAUGAAAGCAAAUUAUUUUCUUUGAUAAAACAGCUUUUUUUUUUUUUAUACAAUCAUUUGCUGUAGAAUUUCUUAGCUGUUAGGAUUUUGAAAUAAUUUUACAAAAAAAUAUUUAUAUGAUGUUCUUUAGAUUUAAAUUUUAUUUUUUAGAUUACUGUGCUUUAGAAAAGUUUAGUUAGAAUCCAUAUUCACAUACCAUGAGUUUAUAAUGCUUGUAUUUGGAUUUUGUAUGAAGAGUGGAGUGGGUAUCCUAUAUAAAAGAUUUUGUUGUGUGAGUUUAGAACAACAAAGCUCAAAGUAUUAUUGUUUUUGAAACAUUGCUUCUGCUCUCAUAUUUCCUGUAGGAUAUAAACGGCCAUUAAAAAGUUAUACAAGCAUUUCCUUAUUUACACAUGAAAAUAAAAUAUGAAAGUGAU